Molecule: messenger RNA, 1475 nt
Organism: Hyla sarda
Lineage: Eukaryota; Metazoa; Chordata; Amphibia; Anura; Hylidae
Product: pejvakin-like
Exons: 6
Coding region: 137-1216 (359 amino acids)
Biological process (GO): programmed cell death
Cellular component (GO): cytoplasm
Source: RefSeq, a predicted model, not a curated record
CAACAUAUGCUGUAUGCAUCAAACAGCAAGGAUGCUACCAUCUACACUCAAAAUUGGGACAUUUAUUUCAUUUUUUGACCAUCCACACAUAGGGACACAGGCAACUGUCUGACAAGGCUAAAGAUAUCUUUCUACUAUGUUUGCUGCUGCCACAAAGAACUUUGUAAAACAAGUUGGUGAUGGGGGGAGGUUGAUUCCAGUGCCCAACCUUAGUGAAGCAGAUAAAUACCAGCCUCUGAGCCUCGUAAUAAAGAAGAAGCGCUGCUGCCUUUCCCGCAAGUACAAAUUCAUCUCAACCCCUUUUACACUCAAGGACAUUCUUAAUGGAGAUAAGGAGAUUUCUGCAGGGGUCAGUUCCUAUCAGCUGCUGAAUUACGAAGAUAAAUCUGAUGUGUCCUUAAACAGGAGACAUGGGAACCAGAUCUUGAAUGAUGUUGGGAUGAAUAUUUAUGGGUCAGAUUCUGUUGCAGUUAAAGCUUCCUUUGGCAUUGUAACAAAACAUGAAGUGGAAGUCCCAACACUGCUUAAGGAGCUGAUUUCCAGGACAAUUGACUUGGAUCACUGUUUAGUUCGUCAAUCAAGAGAAAAUGGGAAGGAAAUCCUAUGUGUGGUCAUGGAGAGCAUUCGGACAACUCGCCAGUGUUCUCUGUCUGUCCAUGCUGGUAUGCGGGGAGAAGCCAUGAGGUUUCACAUAAUUGAUGAGAAAAACCACAAAGGGCGCGACAAAGCUAUUGUAUUUCCCGCGCACACAACCAUAGCGUUUAGUAGCUUUGAUCUGUACAUUCAUCUGGAUGGUCACUUUGAGCUUUGUGUCUCAUCUGCUUCAAAAGGAGGAUUUGAGAAGGAGCCCAAUAGAUCGUUUUCAUUAAACGCUAUACGGAACACCCUGUACCGAACAGGCAUCUUAUUCACCGGAAAAAGAACAAUGGAUAUCAUUGCUAACGCAGAUUCUUACAUGGAUGACAUCUUUUCCGAUUACUAUGACAAGGCUGCUAGCAUGACUGACAUUUCUACUACAUACAUGCGAGAAGGCGCUCACACUCGUGUUAACCUCCUGACCAAUAACAUUUCCAAGGGACCCUGCGCUCUGUGUGGGAUGGGAAACUCCAAAAGAGAGACUGUAUAUGGCUGCUUCGAGUGCUCGUCCAAUGGCCAGAAGUACGUCAGGCUGCAUGCUGUACCUUGCUUUGACCUGUGGCACAAAAGACUGAAGUGAUCAUUGUACGUGACACGUUUGUGCCCCUAUGUCGAUUCUCAGGUGAACCUGUGCCACAGCUCCCGUCACAUAUAUGCAAAAAGUACUCCUUCGACUACUGAACCAUGCAAGGUGCUCUGUGACUAUACUGUUUAAUGGUCAAUGAUUCAGACGGCCAAUAAGCAAACAGUGUCAAAUGGACUUAUAAACUACUAAUCACAAAAAAUAAGAAGUAGACAAUGCCAGCGUUUCGAUGCAGAACAAAAUCCUAAAUGGUAAA